Messenger RNA from Acinonyx jubatus (cheetah), 5523 nucleotides. It is a transcript of the gene CLMN, whose product is annotated as calmin. Gene Ontology annotation, cellular component: nuclear outer membrane; meiotic nuclear membrane microtubule tethering complex; cytoplasm. The transcript is spliced from 14 exons. Gene Ontology annotation, biological process: nuclear migration. Lineage: Eukaryota; Metazoa; Chordata; Mammalia; Carnivora; Felidae. The record is from RefSeq and is a predicted model, not a curated record. Gene Ontology annotation, molecular function: actin filament binding. Bases 77 to 3235 code for a protein of 1052 amino acids.
CGGCGCCCUCGCCCGCCAGGCUCUCCGCCCGCCGCCCGCGCCCGGCCCCGGCGCCCCGGCCCGCCGCCCGCGCUUCAUGGCUGCGCACGAAUGGGACUGGUUCCAGCGCGAGGAGCUCAUCGGGCAGAUCAGCGACAUCCGCGUCCAGAACCUGCAAGUUGAGAGGGAAAAUGUGCAGAAGAGAACCUUUACUCGAUGGGUAAAUCUCCAUCUAGAGAAGUGCGACCCACCCCUAGAAGUUAAAGAUUUAUUCAUUGAUAUCCAAGAUGGCAAAAUCCUAAUGGCUUUGUUAGAAGUCCUGUCUGGGCGGAAUCUGCUGCAUGAGUACAAGUCCUCAUCCCACCGUAUUUUCCGGUUGAACAACAUAGCGAAAGCACUUAAGUUUUUGGAAGAUAGCAAUGUCAAACUGGUUAGCAUCGACGCAGCGGAGAUAGCAGACGGCAACCCCUCUUUGGUUCUUGGGCUGAUAUGGAACAUAAUUCUCUUCUUCCAGAUUAAGGAGCUCACGGGCAAUCUCAGCAGAGACUCGCCGUCUUCCAGCCUGUCACCUGGCUCGGGGGGCACAGACUCAGACUCUUCCUUCCCACCCACGCCCACCGCGGAGAGGAGUGUGGCCAUAUCUGUGAAAGAUCAGAGGAAGGCUAUCAGGACCCUGCUGGCGUGGGUGCAGAGGAAGACGAGGAAGUAUGGCGUGGCGGUGCAGGACUUCGCGGGCAGCUGGAGAAGCGGGAUGGCUUUCCUGGCCGUGAUCAAGGCCAUCGACCCCAGCCUGGUUGACAUGAAGCAGGCUCUGGAAGACUCCAUGCGGGAAAACCUGGAGAAGGCCUUCCGCGUGGCGCACGAGGCCCUUCACAUUCCCAGGCUCCUGGAGCCAGAAGACAUCAUGGUUGACACGCCAGACGAGCAGUCCAUCGUGACUUACGUGGCACAGUUUCUGGAACAUUUCCCGGAGCUGGAAGCUGAGGAUCUCGUGGAUUCGGAUAAAGAAGCCCCUAUUGAAUCCACCUUUGUCCACAUCAAAGAAACCCCUUCUGAACAGGAGAGCACCUUCUUCCUUCUGACGGAGAAUGGGGAGCGAGCUUACACCGUCAACCACGAAGCCAGCCACCCGCCGCCCUCCAAAGUCUUUGUCUGUGACAAGUCCGAGAGCACGAAAGAAUGCUACCUGAGUGUCAUGCCCAGCCAGGCGCUCUCAGACAGCUCCACUGACUUCAUGCACCAGAUCAUUGACCAGGCCCUCCAAGAGGUCCCGGGGAAGGCCAGCAGCACUGGUGAGCCAUCUCCGGAAUCUUCCAUUUUAUCCUCCAGAAAGGACAACCGGAGGUCCAACUCUUUGCCAAUCAAGAAGACCGUGCACUUUGAGGCUGACACCUACAAGGAGGCUUCCUGCAGUAAAGACCCUUUCUACAGUCAAGACCUUCGCUUUGAGGGGAGCCCGAGAGGGACAAAGGACUCGCUGAAGCAGGAUGGGGACGUCCUGGCAGCUGAGAUUGCCGAGGAAAAGCCGAAGCAGGAAGCCCUGAAGAUUCCGGAAGCGGCCUCUGAUGAGUCACCGGGGGUCGAGUCUUUGGUGGACAGGAAGAUCAAUCAUUCGCAGACUUCGGAGAGUUGUCCCUCCUGGAACGGGGCGCCAGAGGGUGCAGCCGGUGGGGGGAAGGAGACCCGUCCCCUUUCACCCCUCGGGGACAACGCGGUUAUGGCCGAUUCCUUGGAGAUCAAGGUCCAGCUGCUGACCGUAGAAGCUAUGGCUGAGGAAGACUAUUUUGAAAGCACACCUUUAAAAGCCUCUAAGUUCAACAGCGACCUAACAGAUUUUGCCUCAACCAGCCAGGCCUUCAAUGAGGUUCCUCCGCCUCGUGAGAAAAGACCUGUCGAGGAAGAGGUUCCAGAGGAUCACGCUGAGAAAUUGGGAAAGAGGAGAAGCAAAUCUGCGCACCAGCGCAAAGACUCGGAUGAGUCCCCAGAGAGGCCGGACAAGCAGGAACCCCACAAGGACCCUGGGCAAGAGGACCCAGGCUAUUCUUUGGCCCCUGAGGAGGCACCGGUGGAAAAAAAGCCAGAGGCGUACGAGAAGCCCAAGCGCAAGUCCGCGCGGCGCCGUCGGGGCGAGGGCGAGGACGAGGGGGAGGCCGCGGGGCCGCAGGGCCCGGACGGCGAGCUGCCCUCUGACCCUCCGAGUGGCAGCCUCAGCCUGGAGACCCUGCACAGCCGCAGCCAGGAAGGCCUGGACUUCAAGCCCUCCCCGCCGCUGUCCAAGGUCUCCGUCAUUCCCCACGACCUUUUCUACUACCCGCACUACGAGGUGCCCCUGGCUGCGGUUCUGGAGGCUUAUGCGGAAGGCUCAGAGGACCUGAAACACCAAGAUCUGGAUCUGGAGGAGCCGGAGGACUAUCUGCAUGACCUGGGGGCCGGGGCCGAGGAGGCCAAGGAGGCCGAGGUCUCUUGGAACAGCUGUAGCUUCUCGGGGCCGGACGAGGAGGGCCUUGAGGCCAGCAUCCCGGCCCCGAGUACCGACAGGGGUGCAGAGGGCACCAGACCAGCCUCGGAGCCCGCACCCCCAGCCCCUCCAGAAGGCCACCAGCCAGGGGAGGCCGAAGAGAGCGGCCCUGUGGAGAGCCAUCAGUCCCAGGAAUCUGAAAACUCGGGAAACUUAGCAAACUCUUUAGAAGAAAAGGUAACGGGAGAGUCAAUCAGCAGUAAAAAAAAGGAAAAAAGGAAGCACGUGGACCACGUAGAAAGUUCAAUAUUUAUAGCACCCGGCACCGUCCGAUCCUCAGAGGACCUAGAAGGAGACACGGGUGACCACAAAGUCCUUUCCAGGACUAGUCACAGUGACUCCAGCAUUUACAUUCGACGACAUACUAACAGGUCUUUGGAAUCGGACCACUUUAGCUAUGUUCAGUUGAGGAACGCGGCAGAUCAGGAUAACAGAAGAAACCGAAUGUUAACCAGGUACAAUACUCAGAAGCUCACUGAGCUGAUAUUACAGUUUUAUGGCAUCAGAGCAGAUAUGAAGAAGGAAUGCAAACAUACCAGGAUGUCUAUGAAAGAAGGCCAACGACUCUGGCGAAGCCGUGUUCCAGGAGAGCCAGAGCUCACAGAGCGACUCUCUGACCCAGUUUGUCCAGCAGCCGGAUAUGAUGUAUUUUAUUCUCUUCCUCUGGCUCCUGGUUUACUGCCUACUGCUGUUCCCACAGCUGGACGUCACCAGACUCUGAUGCGUGUGUCUGCAUAAUAAAAAAAGGCUCCUGAGCGGGGGGCAGGAGUCUUGUCACUUCCCUUUUAUUGGGGUUUGGAUGGGCCACUCUGCAGACAGCCGAGGGCCUCCAAGGAAACAGCGUCCCUCUCCCUGCUGUCUCCGUGGGUUCCCUUCUCUCCUGCAAGUCCUAAGCACGCUUUUCUCGUCCGCCGUGUCCUCACAACUCAGGUGUCUGGCUGGAGUCCCUAAGCGGAGCGUGUUCCUGCGUGCCCUGCUUUGGCAGGUAUGAAGCGUCCUUGCUAAUAUUUAGCCAUAGCCCGGGUCAUAGCUCGUCCUGCGUGCAGGUUUUUAAGGCCUGGGAUGGCUUUGAGUUACUUGCCUCUGAGAGGAGGGUCAUCCUGAUGGGAGGCAGCGGGGGGCGGGGUGCCCCACACGCAGAGCCUCCAUUGGAAGGAAAACUGACCCGUGUUCCUCCCAGAGGUGGGCUUCGAGUGAAGGUGCUGGGUGUCCGUGCACCUGUCGGGGUCUGGCCGUCUCUGGGACCGUCCAUCUGGGAGCGGCAAACCCAAGGAGGAGAGUGAGGGCUGGUGGUAGGCUGGUCUUUUUUUUUUUUUUUUUUUUUUUUUUGGCGGGGGGACAGAGAUGUAAAUUCAGUUUUGUAUUGAUUGAAUUAAGGUUAAAGCUGUGAUUUUCAAAGAGUUUCCGCCAACAGCACCCUCUUUCAGAUGAAUUCCUAGCAGGGGAGAGUCUAGCUGGUACAUUAAAAGCCGAGCUCAGCCGACACAGGGCCGGGCCUGGGAUCCCUCCCGCUUUGCCUGGGCAGCGUCCCCAGCAUCCACGACAGCUCCUGAGGCCUCCGGGCCGAUCUCCAAGGCCCCACAGGGCACUGCAGAGAGCUCUUUAAAAGCCCCAGGAGGAGUACAGGAACGGCUGGGCUCAGAGUCAGUCCCGGCUGAUGUCAGAGCUACAAGGGGUCCGGCAGGCUCCUGCCCCUUGUGCACACCAGUCUCGGCACAGGCAUCCUUACUGGUCGGUCAUAAUGGGAUUCUCGAAAAGACUUUCCGGAAGGUACCCCAACAAGUAGACCGGAACAGGCAGUUUGUGAGGAGACCUCCCCCCACCCUCCCGUCUUCCUUCAGCCCUGCACCACCCUCCACCCCCGUUUCCUGCCAAGAUGUAGGUCCUGGUGACUCGGUUUUGCGUCCUCCCCCGCCCCGUGGUCCUCCCCUCUCCAAGCAGGACUCAUAAAAAUCACAGACUCUUAGGUCAGGAGAAGCCCUCAGACAGCCUGUUGUCUGCUGAACCCAGAGAGGCAGAGCGGGUGGACCGAGGUCACACAGCAGCCAGGAGCAGACUUGUAAGCACACUUGUGCCCCCUGAUGCCGGGUCCAGAGCUGUCCCCUCUUUGGCAAACCUUGUAUCUGGCCCAGGAGUAUCCUGGAAAGAAGAUGAAAUGAUUAGAUAAAAAGGUCCUCGUUUAGACAAAACCAAAAUGUGGGGCCAGCCACAACCUUUGCCUUGUUCUCGUGUUUUUCCCGGGAGGAAGCUGCAUUCACUUUCACGCUCGUCCCCCGUGACUUCUGGAGUGCCCUUGAUAGCUCGGAUAGCUUGAUAGGUGACAAGCCAGCCGUUGUUCCUCCUGCAGAGAUCACGGUUCUGUCUUGGCAAGCCCAGAGGCUUGCUCACUUCAGGGAAUGGGUUUCAAGUUUACAGAAUCCCAGCACGGCCAAAAGAAUUUACAGAGCAUGUUUUGGUCAAUGACAUUCCAAGAUCCCAUUCUGGUGACAGCCUGCCUUGUCUCCUCCUUAGUUCUUAGAACGAAUCCGAGCCUUCCGAGCCGAAAGCUGCCGGGAGCUUGGAGUGGUGCCAUCGUGAAGGCCAAAUGUGCCAUGGAAAAUGAGCUAAUUAACGAGCUCUUUGGCAUCUCUGAAAGCUAGGAUACAGAUAGUAAAGAAUACGUGUGUGGUGUUUUAUAACCCUGGACGCCACGCGGUCCUUGCCUAAACUAGAUGCUGGAAAAGCCGGGGAGGAGCCCAUCCAAACACAAAUCUUACGGGUUGAGACCUCGUUCAGAAAAAAAAAUCUCUGCAGGCUUCUUCUCUCACCCAUUACAACGUGUAAUAUUGUUCAAAACCAGCCACUGGGGAUGGGGUGCCUGGGUGGCUCAGUCGGUCGAGCGUCCGACUUCGGCUCGGGUCAUGAUCUCACCGUUCGUGGUUCAAGCCCCGCGUCUGGCUCUGUGCUGACAGCUCGGAGCCCAGAGCCGGCUUCGGAUUCCGUGUCUCCCUCUCUCUCUGCCCCUCCCUUGCUCGUGCUCUCUCUCU